This is a messenger RNA of Eleginops maclovinus (Patagonian blennie), 1975 nucleotides long. RefSeq names its product protein Z, vitamin K-dependent plasma glycoprotein a (gene proza). Lineage: Eukaryota; Metazoa; Chordata; Actinopteri; Perciformes; Eleginopidae. Gene Ontology annotation, cellular component: extracellular region. Gene Ontology annotation, molecular function: serine-type endopeptidase activity; calcium ion binding. Gene Ontology annotation, biological process: proteolysis; blood coagulation. The transcript has 9 exons. The record is from RefSeq and is a predicted model, not a curated record. The coding region runs from base 229 to 1506 and encodes 425 amino acids.
CUCUCAUUGUCACUACACUCCCCACGGUCAGUGAACCAGUGAGCAGGCUCGGAUGUGGUCAUCAUUUGUUAUUUUGGAUCGAUAGAUCCGAUCUGUGCUGGAGGGUGUGGUUUGUAUCAGGACCGGAGAGGAACCAGAUAGCACCGGUACUUUGAUCCAGUUGGGAGUGAAGAAGACAUUGAUCCUGCAUCACCAACAACUCGACCCAGAUCACGCUUGAGUGACGUAAUGCACUCCUCAACCACAUCUGCCGCUCUGCUGUGCCUGGUGGCGGGGGCCAUGGCUGCCGUCCAGGACCCCAACAAAGUGUUUUUGGACAAGCAGCAGGCGAGCACAAUGAUUUCCCGUCAAAAGAGGAACGUCGCCGCCAACCCGGAUCAGUCUUCCAGCUUGGAGCAGGUUUGCAUGGAGAAGGUGUGCAACUACGAGGAGGCCAGAAAGAUCUUCCAGGACUCGUACAGAACGGACAUCUUCUGGGCUGUCUACAUUGACGGAGACCAGUGUGCAGAGAACCCAUGCAAGAAUGGAGCCAUGUGUUCGGACAGCGUGGGAGGCUACGACUGCGUCUGCAAGUCGGGUUUCACAGGGGUCCACUGCGAAGACGACCAGACUCUGUGCACCCUGGAAAAGAACAAAGGCUGCUCCCAGUUCUGUAAACCAGGCUACACGUCUUAUGAGUGCUCCUGCGCCCGCGGGUGGAAGCUCAGCAAUGACAGAAACAAGUGUGAGCCUGCAGUCAAGUACCCCUGUGGUAAGGUGAACAGUCUGAGACUCUGGGAUGACAGACUGUCCAACAACAUUCGCAGCAACUUUGAAGGACUCAGCUGUACUCCCACAGAGUGCCCCUGGCAGGCUCUUCUGGUUAGCUCAGAGUCUGCAGGUUUCUGCAGCGGAGUCAUUCUGAAGGAGAACAUGGUCUUGACUACAGCUCAGUGUGCCAACAAAUACAACUCCUUCCAGGUGGUUGUUGGCAAGCGAAGCACCAGCUAUGAAGCUGGAGAGCAGACGCUGUAUGUUAGUAUUUGUCGCAUCCAUCCAAGCUAUGUUGAGGGUCGCCCUGAAAAUGACCUGGCUAUUGUUGAGCUACGCGGCCGCAUCACCUUUAAGAAGGAGGUGACUGCUGCUUGUCUGCCAGAAAAAGACUUUGCAGAGAAUGUCCUGUUGACGGGAGAGUAUCCGGCCAUAGUCAGCGGCUGGAAAGAAACCAAAGAGGAACCUGCUUUCCAGGGCCCGCUCACCUUUAACCAACUGGCUUACAACAGACAGCCUCAGUGUCUCGAGACGUACCCCAACCUGAUGACCAAUAAACUGGGCUGCACCACUGCCCGGGCUAAUGCUGACUGCACCAUGAGCUCCGGCAGCCCCCUGCUCACCCUGUAUAGGGAGGUGUUCUUCCUCACUGGGGUGGUCAGCCUGCCACCAGGAGCCGACUGCAGCCAAGGCUACAUUUUCCAGAAAGUGUCGCGCCACGUAGGCUGGCUGAGGCAGAUCAUGGGUUCACGCUAGGUAGUGUAGUCAGGAAGAACAGGGCGGUUAUUGGAGAUGAAAUAUGAAUUAUAAUGCAUAAUGAAUUUAUAUACUUAAAACAGGGAAUCAGAUGAACAUUUUAAUUUAGUGCUUAAAGACAGACCUUUGUUUUUUUGUUUAAUAUUACCUCUUAGAGUAAAAACAAUAGCAACCAUAUAGUGUCAAUCUAGGCUAUUGCUUCCCGUGUCGCUGCCGAUGUCCUCAUUUAUCCACAAGGUGGCGCCUUUGUCACAUAAACAGAGGAGCACUUUCUCUAGCUUCUGUAUGUCUAACCAGAGGGUCUAAAAGCAGCAAGAAAAGCAAUGAAUUAUUCAGCAUGUGUUUUGUGAUGUGAAAAUACCUUUUACUAAUCUUAAUGUUAUGUUAUUUAUAACAUCUGACAUGUACCUUGUAACACUCAAGGUAAUCACUGUUCUAUGAAUGUAAUAAAUGUAAUAAACCCAAACAA